AUGGAGCGUUGCAACGAUCAGAGGGUUGACGACCCAUUGCCUACCCCGAUUCAUCCCAUCGACUCGGAGGCAGGCUCGACUCCUCGUCUCUUGGCGCCCUUGGCACCUUCCCACCUGAACCAAAAACCCAAACUGAAUGCUUUCCCCUCGUCUUCUGGAGAACCCUCUCCGACUGACUUACAGACGACUCUCGUCUCUCAAGUUCUGGUCUCCAACGACGACCUCGGAGCGCAUGCCAGAGACGAAAAGCCUGGCAUCAACGAUGGAGAAGACGACAACGACGACGACGAUUAUGACGAAUACCUUCGUUGGAGUCUGAAUCCAGAGAGACAUCGCAAGGUCUCGGAGAAGAAGCGCCGCGAUCACGCACUGUUCCAGUCAUGGAUCAAGUCUAACCAAAGCAAGGUACUGGAUGAAGCUUCCAAGACGUCCAAGGAACAUAAGCCUGGUUCCGUGGCACACCUGAUGAAGCUGGAGAGUGAAAGGUUCAAGAUCAUCCAAACCCCACGAGAAUAUCAAAUCGAGCUUUUCGAGAAAGCCAAGAAAAAGAACACUAUCGUGGUCUUGAAUACCGGAUCCGGAAAGACUCUAAUCGCAGGUUUGCUGCUUCGUCACAUCCUCGAAAAGGAGAUUGAAGAUCGCGCAGCCGGAAAGCUUAAGCGGAUUGCCUUCUUCCUGGUGGACAAGGUGUCCCUCGUCUUUCAGCAGCAUGCAGUCCUCGAUUGCAACCUGGAGCACCCAGUCGGUCGUUUCUGCGGUGACAUGGUUGAUGAGAUGUGGUCCCGCGAGUUCUGGGCCCAGCAAUUUGAAGAGAAUAUGGUCAUCGUCUGCACCGCGGCCAUUCUACAGAAAUGUCUGACCCACUCAUACAUCCGCAUGAACCAGAUCAACCUUCUUGUCUUUGAUGAGGCCCAUCAUACGAAGAAGAACCAUCCGUACGCUCGCAUCAUCAAGGACUUCUACAUCAAGGUACCUGCCAAAGAAAUGAGACCGAGAAUCCUCGGUAUGACGGCCUCCCCUGUCGAUGCUCAGACGGACGUCAAGAUUGCUACCGCUCAGCUUGAAUGCCUUCUUCACAGCGAAAUUGCAACCGUGUCCGAGGAGUCACUCUAUAGCAACUCUACCGCUCGAAACAUAACGGAAAUCGAGGUUCAUUAUAGCAGUCUCCCUGUUCCUUACGAGACCAAGCUGUACCAGAAAGUCAGCGCUCUUGUGGGCUGCAAUCCGCACUUCAGUAAAGAGCUUUCUUUUGCAAAGGCUGCAACCUCAUCACUCGGCCCUUGGGCGGCAGAUCGCUUCUGGCAGCUUUUUCUGACAGACGAGACAAUUUUGCGGCUCGCACAAAGGACCGAUAUGACCUACUCCGGCCUCAAAUCCAACGACAAAGAGACUGCAGCAGUUCAGAAGCUUCGAGAUGUCAUCCAGGGGCACGAGUUCAACUCUGCCACUCCGACUCUGGAUCAGUUAUCUAUCAAGGUCCUUAGGCUAUGGGAAGAGCUAAAACUCCGCUUCACGAAUGGUCCGGGGUAUCGUUGCAUUGUCUUCGUAGAGAUGAGACUCACAGCCGUGCUGCUUGCGGAUCUUUUUAAGCAGGAGGGCAUCAAACUCCCAUAUCUCAGCCCGGCAAUGCUAGUCGGCAGCCAGGCAGCUACGGGACUUGCAAACAUGUCAUUCAAGCAGCAGGUCUUGACCAUCCACAAGUUCAGGCAAGCGGAAGUCAACUGUCUCUUCGCUACCCAGGUCGCCGAAGAAGGGCUCGACAUACCCGACUGCAACCUUGUCAUGCGAUUCGACCUUUACAAAUCAGUGAUUCAGUACAUUCAAUCAAAAGGACGCGCCAGACGUCAGGACUCAGAGUACCUCUCAUUCAUCGAGGGCGGCAACGGAAGACAGGCCCGCGUGGUACUCCAGGCCACGUACGAUCAGAAUGUUCUCCGUCGCUUUUGCAACGCAUUGCCCGAGGACAAGAAGAUCAUGGGCUUCGAUAUCUCGUCCAGCGUUCUCAAAGGAGACCUGCACUACAAAACCUACCUCAUCAAGUCCACCGGCGCGAUGCUGACAUGGACAUCUAGUCUCGAAGUGCUGGCCAACUUCGCCUCCUCGUUACGCCAAUUCAAUGACGAGGUCUUGGCGCCCGAAUACGUAGUUAUAAACCAGGGACAGAACUUCAUUGCAGAGGUUCAGUUACCAGCAAAGUCUCCGAUCAUGCAUAUGACAGGGUUCCCACACAGUAACAUGAAGGCAGCCCGCUGCUCUGCUGCGUUCGAAAUGUGCAAGGAGCUGAUCAAGAAGAAGUACAUUGAUCACAACUUACAUCCUGUGUUCAUCAAGAAACUUCCUGCCAUGCGAAAUGCUCGUCUCGCCGUCAGUGCCAACAAGAAGUCAGAGUACAAGAUGAGAACCAAGCCAGAGGUCUGGUCUCGUCUUGGCCCUUUCGGUCGACUCUACGUCAGUGCUUUAGUCCUCGCAACCCCCGGUGCUGUGGGUAGAGAUUCCAAACCGCUGUUACUACUCACCAGAGAAAAGCUACCGGAUCUUCCGGUCAUUCCUCUGUGUUUCGGAAAUGAACAACAAUCGGAAGCCUUUGUCGUGUCUCUUCCGACUCCUAUUCGGGUUUCCGAAAACGAGUCAGAGCUCUUGAAGACAUUCACUUUCCGCAUCUUCAAGGACGUAUUCAGCAAGGAAUACGAAGCGAAUACUCAGAAUGUUCCUUACUUUCUCGCCCCAACCCGGUGCCACCAUUCUGGUGGCCUGAAGAGAGCAGAUGCGACUACUUUGAUUGAUUGGGAUCAUUUACGGACCACAAAGGACAUAGAGUAUCUGGAAUGGGAAGACGGCACUGCAGAUGAAUUUUUCAAUCAAAAACUCGUCAUCGAUCCUUCUGCGGGUUCUCGGAAGUUCUACUUGCGGGGAGUUCGUAAAGAUAUGAAACCAAUGGACCCGGUCCCAGAGGGCGUGCCCGAUCCUGGUCACAGAGCCUGGCGUGAUCCGGCGCUGGAGAAGAAUAUCAAAGAGUACAGCGUGAGCCUGUGGGCGAAGAGCCGAACGAAAAGAACGUGGAGAGACACUCAGCCUGUCGUUGAAGCCGAAGUCGUUUCGCUGAGGCGAAAUCUCCUUGACGACUUUGUAGAGGUCGCGGCCGAGGGGUCCAAAAUAUGCUACCUUAUAUUGGAGCCUAUGAGAGUGUCAACUCUCCCAAUCGACACGGUUGUCAUGGCGUUCGCUUUUCCCGCGCUCAUCCACCGCAUUGAUUCGGUCAUGAUUGCCCUAGAUGCAUGCAAGCUUCUAGAACUCAAUAUCAGGCCCGAUCUGGCUCUCGAGGCCGUUACAAAAGACUCGGAUAACAGCGAUGAGCACGACAAAGAGAAGAUCAAUUUUCAAAGCGGGAUGGGGAAAAACUACGAACGACUGGAGUUUCUCGGGGAUUGUUUUUUGAAGAUGGCUACAACGAUCGCCAUCUUCACUGAAAAUCCGGACAGCAACGAGUUCGGGUACCAUGUUGAUCGCAUGCUUUUGAUCUGCAACCAGAACCUCUUCAAUAAGGCCGUGGACAGAAAUUUGCCAGAAUAUGUGCGCUCGAAGUCAUUCGAUCGUCGCAGCUGGUAUCCGUCAGGACUGCGCCUCAUCCGAGGCAAAGAGGGUUCAGUGAACCUUAGGCACGCUCUGGCGGACAAAUCUGUCGCCGACGUCUGUGAGGCUCUCAUCGGCGCUGCAUACUUGACGUACGCAGAUAGCAGUGACUUCGACAUGGCGAUAAGGGCCGUCACUGCUGUGGUCAAGAGCAAGAAUCACCUCAUGACGUCGUGGGGAGAUUACUACGCCGCCUACACCCCUCCCGCGUGGCAAUUCGCAGAUCCGACUCCCAUGCAGAAGGAAUUGGCGCGUCAGAUUAAGGACAAGUUGGGGUACGAGUUCAAGUCUCCUGCGCUCCUCCGGAGUGCCUUUAAACAUCCGUCGUAUCCCCGGGCAUACGAGAAUCUGCCCGACUACCAGCGUCUGGAGUUCCUUGGUGACGCCCUGCUUGACAUGGUCUGCGUGGACUUUCUCUUCCACAAGUUCCCGGAUGCUGAUCCUCAGUGGCUCACGGAGCACAAGACAGCCAUGGUCAGCAAUCAAUUCCUGGCAAGUCUUUGCGUCAAGCUUGGCCUUCACAAGCACGUCCUAUCCGGUCACGCGUCGCUGCUGAAUCAGACUCAUGACUUUGUCGUCUCACUUGAGAGCGCCAAGAAAGACGGGGAAGCCGACGGGACAUUCACGCAAGCUUACUGGAUCAAUGUCCAGCACGCGCCCAAGUAUCUUUCCGACGUCGUCGAAGCCUACAUUGGCGCCAUCUUCAUCGACUCAGGCUACGACUACAACCACGUCCGCGUAUUUUUCGACACGCACAUCCGGCCUUUCUUCACGGACAUGGCGCUAUACGAUUCUUUCGCCAGCCGUCACCCGGUCACGAACCUCGCCCACAUCUUGCAAGACGGCUUUGGAUGUCAGGAGUGGCGCCUGAUGGUUAGCGAAGUCGCGCCAACCGUCGAAGAGUUCGGGGCCGCGGCCAUCACCAGUUCCCAGAUUCUCUGCGGCGUCAUACUGCACGGGCAAAUCUACUUUCACGCGGCGGCGGCUAGUGGAAGAUAUGCUAAGAUCGCGGCCGCGAAGGCGGCGAUCGAACAGUUGGGUGAUUUGGCGGUGGAGACCUUCAGGAAGGAGUUUGGGUGCGACUGUGAGGCCCAGGGGGGCGAGCAUGCCAUUGCAGACCAUGGUACUGCCAUUUGA
Colletotrichum higginsianum IMI 349063 is the source of this 4767-nucleotide messenger RNA. RefSeq names its product RNase3 domain-containing protein. The coding region runs from base 1 to 4767 and encodes 1588 amino acids. Lineage: Eukaryota; Fungi; Ascomycota; Sordariomycetes; Glomerellales; Glomerellaceae. Gene Ontology annotation, cellular component: cytoplasm; RISC complex; nucleus. Gene Ontology annotation, biological process: siRNA processing. The transcript has 3 exons. The record is from RefSeq and is a predicted model, not a curated record. Gene Ontology annotation, molecular function: ribonuclease III activity; RNA binding; DNA binding.